AGGAGGAGGGGGGAGAAAUCCCUGGACUGGGAUGCAACACUGAGAAAGGCUGUCGGAUUUGCAGGACGGGUGAACUAAGAUGGCCUGUCGUCGUCGUCUUGUCAACUCCUGACUCAACUGAGACAGGGAAUCAAAUCUGCUCAGGGACGUGAAAAGAUCCAGAGUGUUGGGGCUAAGUAUGAAUUUCUGAUUGUGGACCAAGCCAAGGAAAAGGUAUCAUGGAGGAUCCUUCAGAAAUCAUUCAGAAACUGCACCUGGCAGGCAAAAACAAGUCGGUAGAAGAGUUUGGUUAUCAAAGGGAGCAAGUACCAACAGUCCAGCAUGUUCUGAGGAAAAUUCUGGGGGACAUGUCAAAUGAGAAACUAAUGAGGCACAAAGGAUCAGUUUUGGACGAUGCAAGGGAUUUGUUUCUACAAGGCGACCCUCUCUGGCUUCUCAGCUGCUGCCAAAACGAUGUGUCAGAUAUCAUUCAAAUGUACGUUAAUCUGACAGCCGCUCUGACCCAGUACUCAGCACUGCCCAUAUGCGAGACUGACAGUGGCGAGCUGCCUGACAGUGCGUAUCACAUGAUACCCGAGAGGGCCUGCAAUGUGGCUCAAACGUUUCAACCUCUCCUCAGUAAACUAUCGGCAAGGCCAGAGCAAGCAACGACUCACCAACCCACUAUUUCGCCAGACUCUGUUCUGAGAGCCAUUUUGCCACAUCUGGUUAUUUUCUGUGCCACACACUGCCAGGAGAAAGCAUGGACCAGUGCGGCAUCUCGGCUUGCUGCAGAUGAGCUGCUGGCAGCCACAGUGCAGGCAGCGGGGUGCAAGACCAUCAUGGAGCUCCUGUGUGGGGCAGAGGAGGAAGGCAGGGGAGUCCUGGGAGCUGUGCUGCAUCUGAUGAAACCACAAAUGAACAAAAACACGUGGAAGUUGAAUCCAGCCACAAAACAUGUAUUUCGGUGGUUGCUGCAGAGGGUGAGGAGGCCGUGGCUGGCUGAGCACCUGGACGUAGUGCUGCCACCAUCCCUCCUCUUCUCAGACGACUACAGGACAGAGAAUAAGAUACUGGGCGUGAGGUGUCUCCAGCACAUCAUUAACAAUGUGCCUGCUGCAGAACUCUUACAGUACAACCGAGCGCAGGUAGUGUACCACGCUCUCUACAAUCACUUGUACACUCCAGAAGUUUCACUCAUUCAGACUGUGCUGCCCUGCUUACUUGACCUGCUCCCGCUUCUGGAGAAAUCACACGUCACCCGCGGACAACAGAGAGCAAAUCGCUACGACAAAGUAUUCUGCCUAAUUCUUACCCACAUGGAGGUUGAAGACAAAAUCCCUCUGCGACGAGUGUAUGCCAAGCAUCUGCCCAUCUUCACUGAGAGGCUUGGAAUUCUGGUUGUUCGCCACUUGAAGCGGUUGCAAAGGGUGAUUCUUGGUUACCUGGAGGUGUACGAUGGACCCGAAGAAGCAGCCAGGCUCUGUGUCCUUCAGGCAUUCCAGAGUAUGAUCCAACAGGCUUGGCCCAGAAUGUCCAUGAGGCUGGAGGUUUUGCUCAAGUCCUUACUCAAAUUCAUAUAUGAUAUGGCAACUGACCGGAGCCCAACACCACCACGGGUUAAGGAGGAGCUUUUACGGGAUGCAACCCACUGCCUGAUUCUGCUCAAUCGCUGCUGUGAACGCAAAGUGACAGUUCUCCUGGAAGGAGUGCGUCAGAGCUGUGAGAAUGCCACAGUACUGGACUGUCUGCAGAGGGUGCAGCAAGAUGUAUAACAAGUCACUGAGAACUGUUAACUGAACGAAAUCUGAAUAAACACAAGGAGAACUUCACAGUC
Molecule: messenger RNA, 1816 nt
Organism: Carcharodon carcharias (great white shark)
Lineage: Eukaryota; Metazoa; Chordata; Chondrichthyes; Lamniformes; Lamnidae
Gene: tti2
Product: TELO2 interacting protein 2
Exons: 8
Coding region: 219-1754 (511 amino acids)
Cellular component (GO): nucleoplasm; cytosol; centrosome
Source: RefSeq, a predicted model, not a curated record